AUGAAAGACGACUGUGGCAAUUGUGUUUUAAAUGAACCGGAUAAAUCAAUCAAUAUGCUCCAGCCUAGCUCUUGGAUGGUUACUGUGCAAGUUCAGCAAAGAGACAUCUGGAUGGGGUGGGCAUUUGAGUUCGGACGAUGUGAACAGACUUCCUUGCUGAUUGGAUCGCCUGACGUGGUCCUAGUUGGUUCUGUCGUCUGGUUGAGCCAACCAGCCACUUCUCUAACAAGACAUAACCUGCAUAGGACUAAAAGUAAGUACUUCUGGAAAAGAUUCGAAUGGUCUUAUAUAGGAAUACACUUUGAUGAUGAUGAAGACGACGACGAAGACGAUGAUGUUUGUGUCCGUGGUGAUGUUGAGAAGACAAAGGCAAUAGUUUGGCGAUGCGCCGAUUUUCGUGAUAAACCUGAAUUUUACAUUCAGUGUUUCCUGGCUCUCAUGCUGGUCGUCGUCAGCAUUGUUCUCUGCUUCCCUCUCAAAUGGCUUGAAAAGUUAUUUUUGCAUGGUGAUAUAAAGCCGAGUAGCCUCAUCAACGACCCCUGCAUCGUCUACAUCCCGGUCACUUUUAAGAUACCCCCAGAGUUCGCUGAUCCUGAUAAUGAUGAGAAAGACGACGACGAUGAUUAUGAUGAAAAAAAGGACGGCGGUGCUGGUAAUGAUAGUUCAGAGUAUGGUCGCCGAGGGGACGGUGAAGAUGAUGGCGAGUGGAAGAAGUCGCAGCUGGUGGAAUCCAGCUACCUCCAGUUCAGGAGUGUUAGAAGAUGA
Messenger RNA from Helobdella robusta, 765 nucleotides. RefSeq lists its product as hypothetical. Lineage: Eukaryota; Metazoa; Annelida; Clitellata; Rhynchobdellida; Glossiphoniidae. The transcript has 7 exons. The record is from RefSeq and is a predicted model, not a curated record. Bases 1 to 765 code for a protein of 254 amino acids.